AUGUCCGCGGAAAUGUCAGAAGACGAAGCCGGGCCGCUGUCGGUCAGCGACUGGCAGCUUCCUGAUGCCCCGUCGCCGGCUGACAGCAUCAAGUCGGACACGGAAAUCGACCCUUCGGAUCCCAGCGCGCCGUCACAGCCCAUCCAGAAGCGCCGUCGGGUGACGCGUGCCUGCGAUGAGUGCCGCCGCAAGAAGAUCAAGUGCGACGGCAAGCAGCCCUGCACGCACUGCUCCGUCUAUAGUUAUGAAUGCACAUACGACAAGCCCUCCAAUCGCAGGAGAAAUCCCGCACCGCAGUAUAUCGAGGCUCUCGAGAGCCGUCUUCAGCGCGCCGAGACGCUGCUGCGCAAGUUCAUGCCCGAUGUCGACCUCGCCGACCCGAAUCUCGAUCCCGCGAUCCAGCAAGAGUUCCACAACCGCGAGCAUGCUCGCGCAACGGCCGCCAAGAUGCGGGCCGUGACCGGCGAACUGGAUCCCAACGACGCGAAGCUCACGACCAUGAUUGACUCCAUCGGCCAGCUGGACCUCGACGACAAGGGCGGCUGGGACUUUCACGGAACGUCGUCCGGUGCCGUGUUCCUGAGAAGGAUGAAGGAUCACUUCCGCGGCAUGAUGGGACCGGCGUCCAAGGCCCCCUUUCUGCCACGCCCUGAGCGGCCGGCGGGCUUGGUUGCCCUCGACGAACCGUCCCCAGGCGGCACGCCCUUUUCGACCAUGUCACAAUAUCCGGAUCUGCCACCCAAGGACGUGACUCGCAAACUCUGCUACUACUCGCUGAGUUGCGCCACAUGUCUCGUCCGCAUCAUUCACGUCCCUUCGUUUUACGAACGGUUCGACCAAGUUUACGGCCGCCCGAUAGAGAGCCUCAACCAAGAGGAUACGCAUUUCAUGGGCCUGAUAUAUGCCGUCAUCGCGCUCGGCUGCAUGUACGACACUCUGGACGACGCAAAGCCUGAGAGCGGGGCGUACAAGGUGGCCAUCGACGAAGGACUCAAGUAUUACAAGGCCGCCAGGGCCCUGCUGCAAGACCUCGCCGAGUGUCGCGAUAUAGUAUCGUUGCAGGCGCUGCUCUUCAUGAUUCUCUUCCUACAGGCAACGUCCAACCUGAGCGCAUGCUACGCUUUUGUGGGCGUCGCUCUGCGGUCUGCCCUGCGCAUCGGCCUCCACCGGAACCUCCAGCAUGAGAAGAUUGGCGCCAUUGAGCAAGAAGUCCGAAAGAGAGUGUUUUAUGUGAUCCGACAAAUGGACAUUUACGUCUCCACCAUGCUCGGCUUCCCGCUGUUACUCAACAUUGACGAUGUCGAUCAGCCCUAUCCGAGCGAGAUUGAUGACGAAUACAUCACCAACUCGGGCAUCAUCCCUCCGCCUCCUGGGACGCCAUCUUUCUUCGAAGCCUUCAACGCGCAGACCCGUCUGAUGGAAGUCCUGGGCAAAAUCACCAAAUACGUCUACCCGUUGCACGGCCAGGGCCAACCGAUGCUCAAGGGAGACAAGCCUGUGCCCACAUACGUCAUUAGCUACGCCCGCAUCAAGGAGAUUGAGACGGACCUUCAGGGGUGGUUUGAGAGGCUUCCCGAGAUGUGGCGGCCGAGCCCCGACGGCCCCAUUGAAGUCGUCCGGGUCCGUCAUCUGCUUCGAUUUGCAUACGCACAUGUGCAGCUUGUGCUGUACCGGCCAUUCCUUCACUACAUUUCACCCCGCCUCAUUCAGGCAAACAAGGUAGACGAGCUAUCAUACGCAUGCGCCGCCGCCGCCAUCAGCGUGUCGCGCAACAUUGUCCACAUUGGCCUCGAGAUCCGGAAGCAGCGGGUGCUCAGCGGGCCGUAUUGGUUCAUGCUCUACACCGAAUUCUUCGCCGUCAUCUCACUCGUCUUCUACGUCCUGGAGAAUCCGGACAAGCCCGGUUCGGCCGAAGUGCUGGCUGAUGCUCGCGCGGGACGGCAGAUGAUUGCCGAUCUGGCGGACAAGAGCCUGUCGGCCGACCGGGUAACGAAAGCCCUCAAGCCUCUCUUCGACCAGUUGCCGGAACGACUGGACCAGGUGCGCUCACGCCCGAUACCGACGAAGAAGAGGUCGGCGGCAGCCGCCAAGUCUGGGUCCUCUGGUCAGCCCCAACGACCCAGCAUCAACGCCGGCAUGGUUCCGGGAGCGUCGGACUUUCUGCGGCAUCGCACGAGCAGCUUUGCGGGCGUGCCUUACACGGCGUCAACGGCACGAGGCUCGGUCGACAGCAUGGCUCAAGACCCGAGCUUCGAGUCGAGCUUCACGGCGAGCAUGCACGACAUUAUCCCCAUGGACCUGUCAUCGCGAGCGACGCCGGACUCGACGAGUACCGGGAGUUCGAACCGGCACCAGUUCCAGACGCCGACGCUGGGCGCGCAGGGCUUGCACAACCCGGUGAACAAGCUGGACUCGCUCAUGUUCCCGUCGGAGGACCCGUUUGCAUACCCCAACCAGCCGAUGAUGGAGCUCGGGUUCCAGCCAAAGGCGGACGGGCCGUCGGUGACGAUGGCGGCUCCGGGACCAGACCCGACGUUCUUCUUUGGCGGUGCGCUGGACGAUGUCGGCGAGCAGCUCCUGGGCCAGCCGCCGCCGUACAUGAUGCAGCAGCAACAGCAGCAACAACAGCAGCAGCAGCAGCAGCAUCAGAUGGGGCUCGCGGGGAACGCGUUCAACCCGCACGCCAUGCUCGCGAUGCACGCGCCGCAGCACCAGCCGCAGCCGGUGGUGCAGCAACAGCAGCGGCCUCCGGUGCAGCACCACAGCGGGGGCGGCGGGUUCUUCUCGAGCUUCCGGCGGGCGCGGGCAGACCGACAGCAGGAGCGGCAGAUCGAGCAAAUGUUUACGCAGCAGGGCAUGCAGCCCGACUGGGGGAGUUUCUUUGGUUCCGGACGGGGCGGAUUUCAAGGGAUGUGA
Messenger RNA from Purpureocillium lilacinum, 2916 nucleotides. RefSeq lists its product as uncharacterized. Lineage: Eukaryota; Fungi; Ascomycota; Sordariomycetes; Hypocreales; Ophiocordycipitaceae. Gene Ontology annotation, molecular function: zinc ion binding; DNA-binding transcription factor activity, RNA polymerase II-specific; sequence-specific DNA binding. Gene Ontology annotation, biological process: positive regulation of transcription by RNA polymerase II; DNA-templated transcription. The record is from RefSeq and is a predicted model, not a curated record. Gene Ontology annotation, cellular component: nucleus.